AUGGUCAACAAAAAUCCAUCUACUGGUGAAUCGGAAAGGUCAGGUACAUUAUCCAAUAAAACUGAUAAAGAAGCUCCAAGUGGAGCAACUUCAAGAGGAUCUUCACAAACUUAUAGAAAUUUUCGAACAAAAGCUCCAUUUAUAGAACCCAACUCAGGAAAUGAAGCAAAAUAUCAAGAUAAUGUAGAAACAACCCCAAAGUCAGCUGGUGGAGCACCAUCUUCUAGUCAGUAUCCGUCAGCACCUGAAGUGACAGUAGGAGGCAACAAAAACAGUGCAAAUAAUCCACGUUUAACAGGUAUUGAAAAUGCUCCAUUGCCCUCAUCAUCCCAACAGGCCAAAGGAAAUCCAGGUAUUAGAAUACCUUCCAAAAUAGUUAUCAAGCCAAUAGACAGAGAUGCAAGAAUACAAAAUGUUUUGGCAGAUCUAAAUGAGCAUGACAUUGAUGUCACCAUCAAUGAUGCUUUACAUCCUACUCUUCAUCCAACUAGAAGUAUAACCAGUGGCUUUGUACCAACGACGCAAGAGGAAACUCAGAGUGGUCCCAGCACAUUAAAUAAAAGGGUAGCUGGGCAAAGGUAUCAGGCUCAGCUUCCAUCUGGACCCCGUGGUUCUGUAUCUUAUCUGACAUCCUCUGCUUCACAGAGGUACAUAACAAGAACACCAUUCAAUAUCAAUUCCAAUGAAAGAUUAGAAAGUGGAACAAACAUUUAUUUGCCUCAUGAUCAAAGUACUGGUCCCAGUGGAAAGGUAGAGUCUGCAGUGCCAUCAGAAAGACCAAAUAACAGGCAUUGACAGAAAGAAAUUCC
Molecule: messenger RNA, 809 nt
Organism: Schistocerca cancellata (South American locust)
Lineage: Eukaryota; Metazoa; Arthropoda; Insecta; Orthoptera; Acrididae
Exons: 2
Coding region: 1-795 (264 amino acids)
Source: RefSeq, a predicted model, not a curated record